AUGACAAUGGUAUAUGCAUCGACGAAAGAAGAACGCGAAUCUCGAGCAAACAAACGACAAGUAAAAUUGUAUUCUGGGAUUCGAGCAGCACCUAUCGUUUGUAAUGAAGAAGGUUUUCAAGAAGAUCCCAUUGAUUGUGGUUUGUUUCAUAGAUGUGUGAAAACAGGGAGGGAUCGAUUUGUAUCUUUUCGAUUUCAGUGUAGUCCAGGAACGAUAUACGAUCCAGAUACUGAAAUUUGUAACCAUCCAGAAAAAACUAGAAGAGUUGCUUGUGGAGGAAGAAGUAACGAAAUUGAACGAAAUAACAAUGAAAUUAGUCAAGAAAUACCAUCCCCAAUAAGUACUAAAAAACCUAUGGCUAUAAUAAACCAAGAUAAAAAUAUUCCAACACUAAAACCAUUUAUUUCAAAUAGUAAAUUAGUCUCACAAUCAACCACAAAUCCAGUUUUAUUAACUAAAUCAACAACUACGGAAAUAAAAAAUGAUGAUAUUUACUAUAUGCAAAGCCCUUCUGUAAAUUUGAGAUUAACUACUCCAAAAAGUAUAGCUUUCAUUAAUCACCAGACGACUCUCCAGUCUGGAGAAAUUUGUACUUCGGGUGGUUUUAUGGGCGAUAGUGAAAAUUGUCGCAAAUUUUAUAGAUGUGUCGGUAAUCAACGAGGUGGAUUUAUAAGAUAUGAGUUCUUAUGCAGUGAUCCGACAAUAUGGGAUGAAGACAAACAAGCAUGUAACCAUGUCUGGAAUGUUAAGAGAAGACGAUGUGGACGAGGCAAUAUGUUUGAAAAUGAUAUUAAAAGUGACAAUCUCACUAAUAUAUUGAGUACUAGUAAAACGGAUAAACUUGACAAAGAGCAGCAUCCUAAUAAGCAGAUUCAAUCUCAAAUUAAUUAUGGUUCGAAAGUUAUUCAAACACAAACUCAAAUAAGCAAGGGUGCUGUCAACCAAAACCAAACUCAAAUAAACUAUGAAAAUGCUGAAAAUGUUAAACAAAACCAAACACAGAUUAGUUAUGGAACAGUUAUAAGUCAAAUUCAGAGUCAAAUUAACUUUGGUAAUAAAGGAACUCAAACACAGUUACAAAUUAACCAUUCAAAUGAUUCUAGUCAAAUGCAAAGCCAAGAUAUUAAACCAAUGAGUACUACGCCCGUUGCUACCAAUAACAUUCCUUAUAAUGUUAGCAGCACAACAAUGGAAAUUACAAGUAAUGGUUGCACUGAAAGUGGUUUCAUGGGUGAUACAAAUGAUUGUAAAAAAUUUUACCGAUGUGUAGAUAGUGGCAAAGGUACUUAUAUUAAAUAUGAGUUUUUUUGUAGUGAAGGAACAGUCUGGGAUCCUAAAGUUGAAUCAUGUAAUCAUGCAUGGGCUGUCAAAGAAUGCGGUGUUACAGAGUCUUCUUUUCAAUAUACAAAUGAAAUGGGAAAUCAUUUGACCACAGUUAAACCUAGCCCAAUAAUAUUAUCAACAACUUCUUCGUCUGAAAAUUAUUAUAUAUCGAAAGAACCCAUAACAGAGGACAAUGAAAUAUCAUAUGGUAACCAGCCAUCGUCUUUUGCAACUGGCAAGCCAAUAUCAUCAACAGUACUAUCAACAAUUUCAUCAACUGAAAAUUAUUAUAUAUCGAAGGAACCUAUAACAGAGGAGAAUGAAAUAUCAUAUGGUAACCAGCUAUCGACUUCUGGAACUAGUAAACCGAUAUCACGACUGACUACUUUAUCAACAAAACCAGAUAGUGGCACCAAAUGUAAAUCAACUGGAUUUUUUGGUGACAAAUAUGAUUGCAAGAAGUUUUAUAGAUGUGUUGACAAUGGAAAUGGGCAAUAUAUACGUUAUGAAUUUAGUUGUGGUGAAGGUACUGUGUGGGAUUCCAAAAUUGAAGCUUGUAACCAUGCGUGGGCUGUCGAAAAGUGUGGAAGCAAUCAAAAUACUGAUAUGGAAAUAAUGCCUACCAAAGCAACACAAGUUACAUAUCCUCUACCACAGUUAACUUCUCCUACAUCACAACAAAAUGAUGACUAUGAUACUGGUUAUGGUUCUCAUCAAGAAUCUACGUCAGAAACACUAACAAGCUUAAACACCAAAAUUACAACAGAGAUAACAACAAUCACCACUACCACAGUAUCCCAAAAUCAAUAUGAAGUUACAAAAACUGUAUGUAAGACUAGCGGUUUCAUAGGCGAUCCUAAAGAUUGUAAAAAAUUCUAUAGGUGUGUUGAUAAUGGUGAUGGUUCAUAUACAAAAUAUGAAUUUUCGUGUGGCGAAGGAACUGUUUGGGAUGCUAAAAAUCAAGUUUGUAAUCAUGCGUGGGCAGUUAAAAACUGUGGUGAGAAUAAUGUCAAUGAUGUAAAUGAAAUUAAAACAACAACUCAUAAGGGAUUUGAAAAUAUGACAUCAACUGCUGCAACCACGACCAUUGGUACUACUACCAUAUCUAGUACUACUAAUCAGACUGAACACCAAUCCAUAGAUAACACUUUAUGUCAAUCUAAUGGCUUUAUAGGGGAUAACAUUAACUGCAAAAAAUUUUACAGAUGUGUUGAUGAUGGUAACGGUGGAUAUACUAAGUAUGAAUUUACAUGUGGUGAAGGUACUGUAUGGGAUCCUGAAAUUAAAGCUUGUAAUCACGCCUGGUCAGUACAAAAUUGUAGUAGCAGUGGCACUAACAAAUACCCAGAAACAACUACUCAGACUCUUGAUAUUACAAAUAGUCAAGAUUCUGACAACCCUUCCACACAAAAAGAUGAAUAUACGGAAAAACCAAAACAAACUACUAUUUCAAGUAUAACUUCUAGCCCAAUUAGUGAUAUAGAAACAAACAUAAAAUGUAAUGUCAAUGGAUUUUUUGGUGAUAAAAAAGACUGUAAAAAGUUUUAUAGAUGUGUAGAAGAUGGGCGAGGGGGCUUCAUCCAAUAUGAGUUUACUUGCAGCGAUGGGACUGUUUGGGAUCAAAGUAUAGAAUCUUGCAAUCAUGAAUGGGUGGCUAAAAACUGCACGCAUUCAGAAAGUUACAAUAAUAUCACUACACCCACAUUUACAGAAUUCAGUAAUGAAGGUCAACAAUCUACAGAGGCGACCACUUCUACUAGUUUAACUAGCCAACCGUCAAGUGAAACUUGUGAAAAAGAAGGCUUUUAUGGAGAUGAAUCUAAUUGCAAAAAAUUCUAUCGAUGCGUUAAAAAUGGCCAAGGCGGGUAUACGAAGUAUGAGUUUGUUUGUGGAGAUGGUACUACUUGGAAUCCAGAAAUACAAGGAUGCGACCAUGAGUCAUCUGAUAAAUCUUGUAAACCACCAAUUUCUACAUCAUCAACAAAGAAACCAGAUAGUGACAACGAUGAAUUAAAUAUAACUUCUUUCUCCAAUGGUACAACACUAACGCCAAGUGAGCUUUACACUGAGCCCGGAAAAGAAGAAUCAUCCGAAGAUAAUUGUAAAAGUGAAGGGUUUUAUGGUGAUUCACAAAAUUGUAAGAAAUUUUAUCGUUGUGUAGAUAAUGGCAAAAACGGUUACACAAAAUAUGAGUUCACUUGCGGAGAAGGAACAAUUUGGGUUCAGGAAAUACAAGCUUGUGAUCAUGAUAACGAUGUUGAAAGUUGUGGUAGUUCACAUUCUACAUUUAAGCCACAGGCAACAACAGAUAAAGUUCAAUCAACAACACAAAUUACACCACAAAGCACAGUUAAAGAAAAUGGUGACCAUUCGUAUGAAACCUCUACUAAACCAACUUCUGUUCAAUGUACUUCAGAAGGUUUUUAUGGAAACCAAUACGAUUGUACCAAAUUUUAUCGUUGUGUAGACAAUGGUCAAGGAAGUUUAAUAAGAUAUGAUUUUGCAUGUGGCGAAGGUACGGCGUGGGAUCCUAAUAUUGGAACAUGUAAUCAUAUUAGUGAAGUUAAGAAUUGUAAAAAUUCAAAUCAACAAGAAAAUCAUAUAAUGCACGAAGAAGAAGUAUUACAGUCUACGGAAUCAACUAGUACCACCAAAGGUAGUACUUCUUCCAGUGAAAGCUUUAACUUGAAUAAUAAUGUUUGUAAACAAGAAGGAUACUUUGGUGAUACCGAAGAUUGCUCUAAAUUUUAUAGAUGUGUAGACGAUGGUAAAGGUGGAUAUACAAAAUAUAAUUUUGAUUGUGGCGAAGGCACUAUCUGGGAUCAAGAUAUUACAACAUGUAAUCAUCCUCAAGACGUAAAUAAUCCGUCUUGUAAGAAUAAUGGUGAAGGAACAUCAUCAUCAGAAAGUACUUCGAUAAGUAGUUCUAUAUCACAAACAACUACUAAUACGGAAAAGCAAAAUACUUCUUCUUGUGAGCAAGAAAAUACAAAUAAAAACCCGGAGAGCCAAAAGAUCAAAUGUGAAAAAGCUGGAUACUAUGCAAACCCGGAUGACUGUAAAAAAUUUUACAGGUGUGUCGACUGGGACGGCAAUGGUGAAAAAUUUUCAGUUUUCCAUUUUGAAUGUGGAGAAGGCACAAUAUGGGAUCCUCAACUUGACACAUGUAAUCAUGAAGACUCUGUUUACCCACCACGAAACUGUAGUGGUCAAAGUGAAAAUAUGGGGCAAGAAACAACUACAACUGAACAAAUGACCAGUGAGAGUACUACUCAACAAGCAACACUUGGUGAACAAACAACACAACAACCCAAUUCUAGUGAACAGACAACAACUCAACAUUCGACAUCUACUAGUACUCAACAAACAACUACUGAACAAUCUACCAAUCAACAAACUAAUACCGAACAGACCACUACUGAAAAGACAACCACUAAACAGACUACAACUGAACAAACAACCACUGAACUGACUACUACUGAACAGACAACUACUAAACAGACUACCACUGAACAGACGACCACUGAACAGACCACCACUGAACAGAUCACUACUGAACAGGCCACUACUGAACAGGCCACUACUGAACAGGCCACCACUGAACAAACCACCACUGAACAAACCACCACUGAACAAACAACCGCAGAGCAAACGACCACUGAAAGCACUACGACCGAACAAACUCAAAAAACCACAACAGAACAGCAGACUACUACCGAACAAACUACCUCUACAACUGAACAAAAUACAGAAUAUCAAAGCACUACCUCUGCCAGUAACACGGCAGCUACAGAAAAUGAUAGUACUACUACUACCGAAAGUGACCAAGGAACAACGACAGAAGAACCUUCAAAUAAAGAAUGUCCUGAUACUGAUGACGAUCAGUAUUUGUAUGUUUGUCCAACGUCAUUUAGAAGACAUCCUAAAUAUUGCAAUAUGUUUUAUCAAUGUACAGAAGAUGACAAUAACGGAAUGAAAAUAGCGACAUUCACGUGUCCAAACAAUACUAUUUAUGAUGAAAGCAAAAUACAGUGUGUUGAAGAGAAUAAGGCUGAUAAAAAAUGUAACGGGCAGAUAGCGCGAAAGUAUAGAUUAAAGCGUUUCAAUUCAUACUCAAAAGAUCCGAUUCAAGUGGACAGAGAUAAACACCCAUGCCCUAAUAAUGGAUAUCAUCCUUUUGAGAAGAAGAAUGAAUGUUCCUUAGUAUUUUUGAAGUGUUCACAAACCAAAUCAGGAAAAUUACGAGGGUACGUUUACCAGUGUCCAGAAGGUUAUGUGUAUUGGUCAAUUAGCAAAAGAUGCGAAAAAAGAGAAAGCAUGAAAUAUUGCCAAGAAUCAUCAAGUAGAAACUGGAGUAAUAGAUGGGAGCUACCAAUUGAAAGAAAAAAUAUAGCUAAGUAAUGAGUUUGAAUGUAAUUUAGAUGAUAAAAGACAUCAUAUUUAGUAGCUAACUACCAUUGUAUGAAUGUAAUACAUUUUAUGUAUAUAAUCGAGACAUUACAAUAACAAACAAAUGAAACAAUACAAGUACAAACCGAUGAUAUUUGAAAAUUAUAAAAGGAUAUGUAUAAAAUACAUACGAUGGAAGAAAAUUAUUUAACAUAUUCAGAUCUCGAAAAAUGAAAUAUUUAAAUGUAAGUUUAGGUGCAAUUAAGGGAACCUGUAUAUUCCUAAUAAACCUCGACACUAUGUCGCCGAACUAAAAUUGAUAUUACUAGAAACUCGAACACCGAGUCGAGUAGACCAUUGUGGAACUCAUAAUAUUUUAUAUGUUGUACGAUAUUGAUGGGUAGUCUUCAAUAAUUGCGACCGUCAGUUCUUAACCAGAGCAAAUUACUUCUGUUCACAAGAAAAAAACAAAGCAAUGCAGUAUAUUAUAUUUCAUGACAUGACAUGAUUUUAAGGUUUUUAAUCAUAACUAAUUUCUAAGUAGUAACAGAAUAACUAAAUGUAGCAAAAUGUGAUGUCCGUUACUUCCAGUGGAUUUUAAAAUGCAUAUUUAUUUAAAAAUAAUAAACUAAAAAUACCAAUGACAACAUACAAUAAAAAUUUCUUGUCAUCUAGUCUAAUAAUUUUAUCUGUGACAAUACUUUUGCUGCCAUAAUUUUAAGGAGUGACCAACGAAAAAUUUACUCUAAAACUUGUGACCAAAAUGUUGUUUACUUAUAACUAAAUAACGAUGUGCCUAGUAAACAAUAUUUUUAGCACGAUUUAAUUAGUGUUAUUAUGUAGUGAGUAUAAAAAUAAAAUCACAUUUCAAUUUGUACCGAUUUUUUAUUUUAUUUUCCCACUGUAAUAUGUAAUAAAAAUAUUAAGAAUACAAAAAUUUAUCAAAAUAUUUAACAAGCAUGCGUUACUUAAACGAAGUUGAAGUAUAGAAUGUUUAAAUAAAGAAAUUUAAAAUUCACAGCAAAAUUACAUCGAUACCAUUACAUGA
Diatraea saccharalis (sugarcane borer) is the source of this 6760-nucleotide messenger RNA. The record is from the annotation of a GenBank genome assembly. NCBI's taxonomy places the organism in Eukaryota, Metazoa, Arthropoda, Insecta, Lepidoptera, Crambidae.